AUGAGGCCAAACAGGGGAGCGAGGAGGAACAGCAACUCAUCUUCGACAAGGGAGCGACCCCCGGGCUCGUAUGCGUUCGAACAAGUAGCAUCUCCAUCUGGGUCUCGCCCUUCGAGGCUCUCUCCCUCUGGAGUUUCAGUUCUGGACCGCGAGCUCGUGACCGAAGAAGACCUCACUUUGUUCGAUAACCUGCAAAUCUCCUCUCCAGACCCUAACCCCAGGAGCUUCCCUUACAGUGUGAAGCAGCAAUGCUGGAACAAUGCUGAGAAAGUCAAAGGUCGAGACCCCGAUCGUUGGCGUCGAGACGCUCUGGGCAACAUCGUCUUCCGGAAGCUCGUGGGAUGCCCUGGCUGCCUCUGUCACGACUAUGACCACAUUAUUCCUUAUUCAAAGGUACUAAAUUGUUUCAUCUCUCCUCUUAGUGUAUUUUCCCCGGGGCUUGAGUUUGGUGCUAGUUGUGCUAUUAUUAGCGCUUUUCUAUUCAUUGCUAUGUGGGUGUGGCUCCUUUUCCUCUACCGUGAUUGGGGGGGAAGAGCACAUUGGAAAACUGCCAAGUUUUACAGGAAAUGA
Thlaspi arvense is the source of this 570-nucleotide messenger RNA. NCBI's taxonomy places the organism in Eukaryota, Viridiplantae, Streptophyta, Magnoliopsida, Brassicales, Brassicaceae. The record is from the annotation of a GenBank genome assembly.